Molecule: messenger RNA, 606 nt
Organism: Cladophialophora carrionii CBS 160.54
Lineage: Eukaryota; Fungi; Ascomycota; Eurotiomycetes; Chaetothyriales; Herpotrichiellaceae
Exons: 1
Coding region: 1-606 (201 amino acids)
Molecular function (GO): acyltransferase activity, transferring groups other than amino-acyl groups
Source: RefSeq, a predicted model, not a curated record
AUGGGUUCCUUCUCCAUUGACCUACUUCCUAAACCCGCCCCUGACGAUGAUACACUGCCUGAAUAUUCGGCAAGAUUGAGAAGGCUUCGCCUAAGGGCCCUGAAAGAAGACGCGAAAAGUUUCAUUUCCAAGUACGAGCAUGAAGCCGACCAGCAACAGGAUUUCUGGUUGAACAGGCUGAAGGCGGAUCGUGUCGUCCAUCUGAUUCUGGCUCGUGAGGACGGAGCAAAACCGAACGAGACCUUACUGCAGAAAGCGUGGGUUGGGUUCGUGGUCAUCUCUGCUGCCGCCAACGAGAAAGCCCCAGACAGCUUGUGGUCAGCCGAAUGGAACAUGGCGGCCCUUUAUAUCGAACCCGAAGUGCGUGGUCAAGGACUGGGAAAGCGUCUCAUUCAAGCGACCAUCGACUAUAUCAGAGGCGAUGCCUCGACGGAAGAUAACAAACCUGCAUCCUGUGUCACGAGUGUCCGUCACGGCAAUGACAACGCAUUAGACCUUUACCAGAGGCUUGGAUUCCGUAUCGUCGACCCAAAUGAGCACACGGAGAAAGACGGAAAAGAGUAUCUCACGACAAAGUUGAGGAUUGAUAUCCAGCGGGAGAACUAA